Clarias gariepinus (North African catfish) is the source of this 1627-nucleotide messenger RNA. It is a transcript of the gene alpi.2, whose product is annotated as alkaline phosphatase, intestinal, tandem duplicate 2. Gene Ontology annotation, cellular component: plasma membrane. Gene Ontology annotation, molecular function: alkaline phosphatase activity. The record is from RefSeq and is a predicted model, not a curated record. NCBI's taxonomy places the organism in Eukaryota, Metazoa, Chordata, Actinopteri, Siluriformes, Clariidae. The transcript is spliced from 11 exons. The coding region runs from base 14 to 1627 and encodes 537 amino acids. Gene Ontology annotation, biological process: dephosphorylation.
CUUGUAUGUGUGUAUGUGUGUGUUUCUUCCACAUCCAAUUCACACCAUGGCUCCCAAACACACCCUUAUAUCUGGAACAUUAAUUUUAUUUUUGAUUAAUGCCUGUUUCGCUGCUGUUCCAGUGGAAGAAGAAGAUCCAAGGUUUUGGAACAUAAAAGGAAAGGAUGCUCUCAUCUCGGCUUUGUCUCAGAAGCCAAAUAUUCAUCGAGCCAGAAAUCUCAUUCUCUUUCUUGGAGAUGGUAUGGGAGUUUCGACAGUGACGGCUGCUCGGAUUCUCAAAGGACAGCUUGCUGGAAAAAAUGGAGAGGAGACAAUGUUAACCAUGGACACGUUCCCUCACCUGGCUUUAUCCAAGACCUAUAACGUGGAUCAGCAGAUGCCAGACAGUGCUGGUACAGCCACAGCAUAUCUCUGUGGUGUCAAAGCAAAUUACGGAACACUGGGCCUCAGUGCUGCAGCUCGGAGGGGGCGGUGUAGCACUGCCAAAGGCAACGAGGUCAAAUCAGUCCUCCACCGCGCCAGAGCAGCAGGGAAGUCUGUGGGUAUUGUGACCACCACACGAGUUCAGCAUGCAUCCCCAGGAGCAAAUUAUGCUCAUGUUGCUGAUAGAGACUGGUACAGUGAUGCUGAGCUGCCUGCUGGUGCAUCGGGUGAAGGCUGCAAAGACAUUGCUUAUCAACUCGUCCACAACACUGAUAUUAAUGUGAUUUUAGGUGGAGGGAGAGUGUACAUGCUCCCUGCAGGGACUGCAGAUCCUGAGUAUCCUGCAACGUUUGGUAGCAGAUUGGAUAAGACUAACCUGAUUGAUGAGUGGCUCAAAAACAAAAAAAAUGCCCACUAUGUGUGGAAUAUAACUCAGUUUAACAAUGUGGAUGAGAAAAACACAGACUAUUUAAUGGGUCUUUUUGAGCCAAAGGACACCAGGUAUGAGCUUGAUAGGAAUCCAGAAACAGAUCCAUCACUCACAGAGAUGAUGGAAAAAGCCAUCAAGAUCCUCAGCAAGAACCCCAAUGGAUUUUACCUUUUUGUGGAAGGUGGUAGAAUAGAUCAUGGUCACCAUGCAAGUGAAGCUAAACAUGCUCUGCAUGAAGCAGUAGAGUUUGACCGUGCUAUCGCCCGAGCAGCUGAGAUGACCAGCGAGUUGGACACCAUGACUGUGGUUACCGCUGAUCACUCACAUGUGUUCACUUUUGGCGGAAACUCACCCAGGGGCAAUCCAGUACUGGGACUUUCUACUAAAAUGGGGUCUGAUAAGAAACCCUUUACUACCACUCUGUAUGGGAAUGGACCAGGAUAUAUCUACAAUGCAACACGGCCAGACCUUGACUACAGUAUUACAGGCAGCAAUGAUUAUGUCCAGCAGUCUGCUGUUCCUCUCUCAUCGGAAACUCAUGGCGCUGAAGAUGUGGCUAUUUUUGCGAAAGGUCCAAUGUCUCAUCUUUUCCAUGCAGUUCAUGAACAGAGCUACAUCGCCCAUGCUAUGGCCUAUGCCGCCUGCAUUGAGCCCUAUGAAUACUGUCACUUAGAGCUGUUUUCUGAACCAGACCCAAAUCAUGCUGUAUUUAUCCAUCUCAGCAUCUGUACAAUGCUGCUCAGCCUCUUCACCUCUUUUAUCCAUUUCCUCUAA